CUGCAGAAGCUACUGACGAUGGAUCCGACAAAACGAAUAACAUCGGAGCAGGCGAUGCAGGACCCUUACUUCCUGGAGGACCCGGUGCCCACGCAAGAUGUCUUUGCAGGGGGUCCUAUUCCUUACCCCAAGCGUGACUUUCUCUCAGAUGAGGAGCAGGACGACAAAUCAGACAAUAAGAAGAAGGUAUUCAUGGAACAGAGCUGGACAAAUCAACAGAGAGCAGCUGCAGCAGCCAAGAAGAAGAUUUUUAUGGAUCAGACUUGGACAAACCAACAAAGAGUGCAAGCAGCAGCAAAGGGAGGGGGAGAACCUGCCUCCAAGAGGGUCCGACUUGGUCACCACCAGACUAGCAUGGCAGGCCAGCAGAAUUUCUCUCAUAUGACACAGCGUAAUCAUCCCAACCAACAACAACAUCCAGGCCAUGUCCAGCAGGGAGGCAUGAUGAACUACACCAACACCCAGCAGAAUGGUAACUUUAACCAGCGAUAUUGAUGCACCAGAAAUGUCCCACAAGGAAACAAUAUGAACCACACCGACACCCAGCGAGUGGCAACGUUAACCAGCGACAUUCAUGCAACAGGGGUGCAGUACAGGGGGUCCUCGUUAUCCACGGUUAAUUGGGACCGGAAAAACGCCUCUGAUAACGAAUCCACUUAAAGCGGGGAAUUAAUCCCUUAAGAAAUAAUGGAAAUAGGUCAAACUGGGACCAUGACAUUGUACACGACACAAAAUUUGUUUGUACAGGUUGACAAUCCUUUAUCCGAAAUCCUUGGGGCCAGAGGCAUUUCGGUUUUCGGAAUUUUUCGGUUUUCAGAAUGGUUAGUUUUUUUUUUUUUUUUUUUUUUUUUUUUUUUUUUUUU
This is a messenger RNA of Homarus americanus (American lobster), 863 nucleotides long. RefSeq names its product cyclin-dependent kinase 8-like. NCBI's taxonomy places the organism in Eukaryota, Metazoa, Arthropoda, Malacostraca, Decapoda, Nephropidae. Gene Ontology annotation, molecular function: cyclin-dependent protein serine/threonine kinase activity; RNA polymerase II CTD heptapeptide repeat kinase activity; ATP binding. The record is from RefSeq and is a predicted model, not a curated record. Gene Ontology annotation, biological process: protein phosphorylation. Gene Ontology annotation, cellular component: mediator complex; nucleus.